This is a messenger RNA of Aegilops tauschii subsp. strangulata, 1299 nucleotides long. RefSeq names its product tuliposide A-converting enzyme 2, chloroplastic. The record is from RefSeq and is a predicted model, not a curated record. Gene Ontology annotation, molecular function: hydrolase activity. NCBI's taxonomy places the organism in Eukaryota, Viridiplantae, Streptophyta, Magnoliopsida, Poales, Poaceae.
CGCGAUGUCUAUUUCAUCCGGAGAUCCCACCCAGGAAACAAUUACACACAGACACAGCAGCCGGCUCCCCUCACCCCCCGAGCAUUCGCCACUGAGAGAGAGAGAGCGCGCGCAUGGCGUCCAACACCGCACCUGCACCCGCCGCCGACGACGAGCUGAUGCACGAGUUCGGCCCGCUCCUCCGAGUCUACAAGAGCGGCCGCAUCGAGCGCCCCCUCGUGCUCCCGCCCGUCGCACCAGGGCCCGACCCCUCCACCGGCGUCCAGUCCAAGGACGUCGACCUCGGUGCCUACUCCGCCCGCCUCUACCUGCCCCCAUCCGCCGCGGCCGCCACGGCGGCGAAGCUCCCCGUCAUCGUCUACGUCCACGGCGGCGGCUUCGUGGCCGAGUCGGCAAAGUCCCCCAACUACCACCGCUUCCUCAACGAUCUGUCCUCCGCCUGCCCGGCCCUCGGCGUCUCCCUCGACUACCGCCUCGCGCCGGAGCACCCGCUCCCGGCGGCCUACGACGACUGCCUCGACGCGCUCCGCUGGGUGCUCUCCGCGGCCGACCCCUGGGUCGCGGCGCACGGCGACCUCGACCGCGUCUUCGUGGCCGGCGACAGCGCCGGCGCCAACAUCUGCCACCACGUCGCCAUCCAGCCGGGCGCCGCGCGCCUCGGGGGCGCGGUGCUGAUCCACCCCUGGUUCUGGGGCUCCGAGACCGUGGGGGAGGAGACACGCGACCCCGCGGCGCGCGCCCGGGGCGCGGGGCUCUGGAUGUUCGCGUGCCCGGGCACCACCGGCAUGGACGACCCGCGGAUGAACCCCAUGGCGCCCGGCGCGCCGGGGCUGGGGGCGCUGGCGUGCGAGCGGGUGAUGGUGUGCACGGCGGAGGGCGACUUCCUCAGGUGGCGCGGCCGCGCGUACGCGGAGGCGCUGGCCGCCGCCGGCAAGGGAGUGGAAAUGCUGGAGACGGACGGGGAGGGCCACGUCUUCUACCUCUUCAAGCCCGACUGCGACAAGGCCAAGGAGAUGCUCGACAGGAUCGUGGCCUUCGUUAACGCGGCAGCUUGAUGCUCUCCUCACCGGAAUUGCAACUCGGUGAAUUUUAGCCAUGGCAAUCCUAGACGUGUUUGUGCUCCGUUCUUGGAUUGUGACGAUGAAAUAAAUUGGAUUUACUGGAGCAACUCCAAUCAUCCUCCUGCUUCCUCACCUACCUGGCUACAUCUCAAUUUUAGGGGUCUUUAGCUUUACCAAUUAUCACCUCUGAUCCUAAUGAGUUUUAAAUAUUUUAAUAUGAACUACUUACAGACUGAAA